AUGUUUAUUAUAACGGUAAUUAAAUUAUUGCUAAUUGUGCUCAACAUAUUUCCGAGCCGCUUCACAAAUCGCCGUGUUAUGUUUCUCAUCUAUAUGACGAAUUUAGUAACGCAUGUUAUGAUGGACGAGCCUCGCUUCGCACAGCCCAUACCAAACGUCACCGUUGCCGUGGGCCGCGAUGCCAAUCUGCCGUGCGUCGUCGAGCACUUGGGCGGCUACAAGGUUGCCUGGAUACACAUCGAUCGGCAGAUGAUAUUGACCAUACAUCGACAUGUCAUCUCACGUAUACCGCGUUAUAGCAUCACUUACGACAAUGCCAACACUUGGCUCCUGCAUGUCAAUCAGGCUCAUCAGGACGACCGCGGCUAUUACAUGUGUCAGGUCAACACGAAUCCCAUGAUUAGUCAGGUCGGCUACCUGCAGGUGGUUGUUCCACCAAACAUACUGGACAUUGAGAGCACACCAUCAUCGGUGGCGGUGCGUGAAAACCAAAACAUCAACAUGACGUGUCGUGCCGAUGGCUUCCCUGCGCCCAAAAUCAUUUGGCGACGCGAGGACGGAGAGGAAAUUGCCGUUGAGAAAAAGAAGAAAGUGCUGGUCUACGAUGGCGAUAUCCUGCCGCUGACCAAAGUGAGCCGCAAUGAGAUGGGCGCCUAUCUGUGCAUAGCCACCAAUGGAGUACCUCCGUCGGUGUCGAAGCGCAUCAUUCUUGAUGUGGAGUUCUCACCGAUGAUUUGGGUGCCGAAUCAACUUGUUGGCGCUCCAGCGGGCACAGAUGUAACCAUCGAUUGCCACACCGAAGCACAUCCCAAAGCCAUCAUCUAUUGGGUGUACAAUGCCGUGAUGGUUUUGCCAAGCAAAAAAUACAAGACCGACUACACCGAGAACUCGUACCGCGCACACAUGAAACUGACGAUAAGAAACCUACAAUAUGGCGACUUUGGCAACUAUCGAUGCAUCUCAAAGAACUCACUUGGGGAAACGGAAGGCUCCAUACGUGUUUACGAAAUUCCAUUGCCAUCGACACCAUCCAAACAAGUAACACACACAACUGUGGAAUCUAGGGAGAACAACAUCAUUCCCUCUUCACGCAACGAUACAACGAAAUUGCCACAAACGGAUGCAUAUCCCAUGAAGAACGAUCUUUUCUCUGGCAGUGCCUCAUCGGCAUCAUCCUCAUCCGCCGCCUCAUCCUCAUCCAGCUCGAUGCAAACAUCUUCAUUGCCAGCGGCGACGGGAAACAGCUUGUCAGCGCUGGGCGGGAGCGGAGGCAAGGGAUCGUUAGCGAUAGGCAAGAGCAUGUUCUAUACGGAACGCCCACCGAACGAAUAUGGCAGCUCGCAUGCUGGCGCACUACAUAGGCCCCCAAUGGUCGGUCUCUUACUGAGCUGGCUGGGUACGGCAGCUUUUUUGUGUUUAAGGCUUUGA
Molecule: messenger RNA, 1428 nt
Organism: Scaptodrosophila lebanonensis
Lineage: Eukaryota; Metazoa; Arthropoda; Insecta; Diptera; Drosophilidae
Gene: DIP-delta
Product: lachesin
Exons: 11
Coding region: 1-1428 (475 amino acids)
Cellular component (GO): neuron projection
Source: RefSeq, a predicted model, not a curated record